AUGCGCAUCGCCUGUCUCCAGUUCGCACCGCAGCUUGCAAAUGUUGACCACAACAUCGAGCGAGCCGAUGCUAUCCUGGAACGGGCGGACCCGCAGGACAUUGACCUGCUUGUCCUGCCCGAGCUGGCCUUUUCCGGCUACAACUUUAAGUCCCUCGGACACAUCUCGCCACACCUGGAGCUGAAAGAUGCGGGCAUCAGCGCAGCUUGGUCGCGACAGGCCGCCUUGAAGUACGACAGUGUCGUCGUCACUGGCUACCCAGAGAGGGUUGACCCCAAGGAUGGUUGGCCCACCGACCCGAAAUACUACAAUUCGGCCAUAAUAAUGGACGGUGACGGCGACGCUGUCGGAAACUACAGAAAGUCCCACCUGUACUACACGGAUGAAACCUGGGCACUGGAAGGCCGUAGCGGGUUCUACACUGCCAAUGUCCACCCCGUGGGCCGCAUGGCACUCGGAAUCUGUAUGGACAUCAACCCUUACAAGUUCGAAGCUCCGUGGGAGGACUACGAAUUCUCCAACCAUGCGCUCGAGUCUGGAGCCAGCCUUGUCGUGCUGAGCAUGGCAUGGUCUACUCAUAUUGACCAGAACGAGUUCUUCCGCAAGCCCGCAGAACCAGACAUGGACACUCUACUCUACUGGAUCACUCGUCUGCAACCAAUAAUCUCCGCUGAAUCCAACCGAGAGACCAUCGUCGUCUUUGGAAAUAGAUGCGGAGCGGAAGGAGACGCCACAUAUGUCGGCACAAGUGCUGUUAUCGGUAUCAAGUCUGGUGAGAUUUUGCUAUAUGGAAUCCUCGGACGUGACGAAGAGUCUUUACUUGUAAUUGACACAGACGACGUGCCCUAUGCAAGACUCAAGCUGCAGAGUCGUGAGUCUGUUCCGGAGCAAGAUCAAAGCGAGCAUACCUUGGCACCACAGCUGCACCACCAAAAUGGCCCGCGACAUCAUCCGAGAAAUGCACAUGACUCCGGAAAAGACAACUCGCACAGGACGGUCAUGGACCAGAGGCCCUCCACUGAUGUCCAGGAGCACACCGUCAACACCAUCGUAGUGACUCGGGGACCGGAAAGGGAUCCGCAGUACCACGAUCGUUGGAUGGCACCAUCACGUCAGCCCCGUGAGCAUUCAACUAGCGGACCUUUCAGAGUCGACGGUAGCAGCGUUGGAAUAUCGUCCUCCAACAGCCGUCCUAGCUACAAUCGGUUCACGCAAUCAUAUGUUGCCGCCCCAGUCACUUAUCAACAUGGCGAGGAAAAAAUGCGCCCGACGAUGAGCGAAGGCCACUACAAUCUGUUGGAAGAGUUCUCUGACAGUGACGAAUCCAUCAUCUCACAGUCGUACCCGGAGAGUGACGAGGAGCCAUGGCCACGCACUCAAGAGUCACAAGUGUAUGACAACGCGCGGCGGCGUAACGCUGCUAGUGCCCAGCGGGAGUAUGGGAUGCAGGAUACCAGCAAACGAUGCCCAACAGCCCAUCAGCAACAGGCCGGUCCGCACAUACCACAGCCAGAACAGGAUGCUGCGUCAGAGUCUUCCCUGGUACAAAGGAUCUCGGCCGUCGCCCUUGAAGAUAAAAAUUUACCGUCUUCAAACACGCAGUACUUCCAGGAGCAAGAUAUAUAUAAAUAUGUUCAUGGUGAGAACCUGACAUCUGAGCAUCAUAUUCGAUAUCAUACGCAUUUGCUCAGGGAGAGACGCGCCAGACAAGGCCUGCCUGCUGAUAUCGAGGACGACAAGCAAGACCAAGAGGAGUGGGAAGGGCAGCAGGAGGUAGAACCCGUGGUUGGGGCACGUGCAGAGUAUAAUGAGCCCAUUAAUGAGAGAGAGGUCAUGCAUGACGCAGAGUCGGACAGCAUAGAGCUGCCUAUCUUAGUACCUGCUUCUCCCAAUCGGCUCCGCGCAGGCGCUGAUGCACAGCCAAAUUAUACCUUUGGCAGUGUGCAAUCCAGGCAAGCCUUUUGGCAGGAGAAUCCACCAGAGCCCACGCCCAUUGCUGACACUCCGAUGAGCCACAUGACACAAUUCUCACAAACCCGCCCCAGGCGGCGUCACGACCGGCAAGCACCUGCAUUAUACCUGGCGGAUCAGGCAAAGCGUGAGCGGCAGGCCAAACCGAGGGAUCCCACCGCUGAAAUGAAAACUGCAGAUUCCCGAGCAGAUGCGAUCAGAACCGGAAGCAUUCCAGAGCUUGCCGCUGUGGAUGGCAACAAGCCGGUCGCAUGUAAUGAGCCGCCGCCGGCCCUCAACAGGUCCAAGGCCAAGGAGAAUUUGCUCCCUCUGCAAGAUCCCUCUAGAAGACCUAAGGCGGCGACUAGACAGGUGCCUCCGUUACGGCUCGUGCCUAGGGAAGCGCCACAGGAGAAGAAGCGGGAGAGGGAGGUUCGUGAGCGCUCGCGGCGCACCCCGAGACAGAUGCCGAUUGCCCGCGAGGUAGAAAGACCCAGUGAUCGUGAUAAAGGCCGAGAGAAGGACUCUCGCGACAAGGGCCGCACGACGCCUGUGCCGAUGGUCCUUGUGUAUGAGGAAGAGGGAGAGAGCAUGCCCGCUUCACGCCAACGGUAUUGA
Cordyceps fumosorosea ARSEF 2679 is the source of this 2568-nucleotide messenger RNA. RefSeq names its product amidase. Gene Ontology annotation, molecular function: protein-N-terminal glutamine amidohydrolase activity; protein-N-terminal asparagine amidohydrolase activity. The record is from RefSeq and is a predicted model, not a curated record. Bases 1 to 2568 code for a protein of 855 amino acids. The transcript has 2 exons. Gene Ontology annotation, biological process: protein catabolic process. Lineage: Eukaryota; Fungi; Ascomycota; Sordariomycetes; Hypocreales; Cordycipitaceae.